Messenger RNA from Elephantulus edwardii (Cape elephant shrew), 1047 nucleotides. RefSeq names its product leucine rich repeat containing 29 (gene LRRC29). Gene Ontology annotation, cellular component: SCF ubiquitin ligase complex. Lineage: Eukaryota; Metazoa; Chordata; Mammalia; Macroscelidea; Macroscelididae. The transcript has 7 exons. The coding region runs from base 1 to 1047 and encodes 348 amino acids. Gene Ontology annotation, molecular function: protein binding. Gene Ontology annotation, biological process: SCF-dependent proteasomal ubiquitin-dependent protein catabolic process. The record is from RefSeq and is a predicted model, not a curated record.
AUGGUGCGACGCAAACAGCCCCGCCGAGGGAACAAGGGAGAGCGAUUGAACAGCACUCUGGAAGAAGCCUUGCGCGGGGGCGGAGGCGGCAGGGCUGCGAUGGCCGAGUCACUGCCCCCAGAGAUGAUCACAUAUAUUCUGAGCUUCCUGCCUCUGUCAGAUCAGAAAGAGGCCUCCCUCGUGAGUCGGGCUUGGUACCACGCAGCCCAGAAUGCCCUUCGGGAGCAGCCAGGCCUUACCUCCCUGGACCUCAGUGGCUGCUCAGAACUGUCCGACGGGGCGCUCCUGGCCGUGAGCCGUGGCCUGCGGCGCCUGCGGCACCUGAGCCUGAGGAAGCUGCAGCGGCUGACCGACGUGGGAUGCAAGGCUUUGGGGGGCCUGCGGGAGCUGCAGUGUCUAGACAUGGCCGAGUGCAGCAUGGUGAGCGGGCAGGAACUGGCCUCAGCCUUGGGCUCAGCAUGUGGAGCCCCACCCCCACUGGCCUCCCUCAGCCUGGCCUACUGCUCCUCACUCAAGCCACAUCCAGAGCUGGAGCAUCCAGCUGUGGGCCCCAAGGAGCUCCCCAUCCAGCCACAGGGCCCCUCCCUGCUCAUGCUGCAGACCCUGCAGGAACUGGACCUCACAGCCUGCAGCAAGCUGACUGAUGCCAGCCUGGCCAAGGUGCUCCAGUUCCCCCAGCUGCGGAAGCUGUCGCUGAGUCUGUUGCCCGCAUUCACAGACGUGGGUCUGGUGGCCGUGGCCAGGGGCUGCCCGAGCCUGGAGUACUUGGCGCUGAGUCACUGCAGCCUCCUCAGUGACGAGGGCUGGGCCCAGGCAGCUGGCUCCUGGCCGAGGCUGCAGCACCUCAACCUGUCCAGCUGCAGUCAGCUCACAGAGCAAACCCUGGACACCAUCGGGCAGACGUGCAAGCAGCUCCGGGUACUGGAUGUGGCUAUGUGCCCUGGUAUUAGCGUGACUGCCGUCAGACGCUUCCAAACCCAAUGGUCCCAGGUGACCUGUGUCCAGUCCCGAUUUGUGGGAGGGGCUGACCUGACCCUAACACUGUGA